GGAAAAUGAAUUUCUACUGCUCCCUUUCACUUACCCUCUUCCAACCACACUCACACUCAGCACCAAUCCUCCCCAAUGCCUUCUACCCAGCGGAGGCUUUCUAAGCUCGCCCGGUUCACCAAGAAUGACUAGAAAUGCGAUCUGGGCUGCUCCCUGCACCGAGCUGCCUAGCGCUGCAGUGUUUCUCCGGUUGAUUUCUGACAGUCCUACUACGUGCGUGUUCCAUAUUCUUCCGCUCACUAAACACACGGUCUCCUGCUCCCUCCUCUCCUCCGGAUGUUGCAUAAUCGAUUUCGGUUAGAUCGGAUUUUUGUUUCGCUUACGUCAUUACGCUCUCGAAAGUAAGCGCAAGUUUCAAGCUCUUCUCACUGGCGGAACGAACACUAAACUUAGUUUUUAUUGUCUCAUGCGAACGAGCUGUCACGUGAACAUCCAAUCGGGGCACCUAGCUCUAUGCGAUAGCCGAACGUCUUGGGCCCUGAAACACCGCCGUUUGCGACAACGGCAGUUUGCGCCAGCCAAUCGCUAAAGGCUGAGGGGAAGCCUUCUUUCUGCUGUAUUACAAAUGCCGAUUCACGUGCAGGGGCUGAGCGAUUACGUCCAAUGAUUGUCACGCUGAUCCCUCGCUUGCGCUGGAUUUCAGAGAUGACGUGUUAAGUGAUGCCAUAUACAGUUGACGUCGCAUACGCCAAGUGCCGAAAAAGUCAGGACGAACUCUGCCAGAAACCGGGGAAAACGCUUCGCUUCGCCCUGAAAAACACGAGAAGCACGCACCGGGCGCGUCUACGGCAAUUACACUCGUCAAAACAAUCCCUGCUUGGCAUCACAGAAAUUGGCACCUCCUCUCGCGUCGUUCGCUCCGGCUUCUCGUCAUGGCCGCCCCCUUCCCCGCCGCUGAUCCUUCAACUGCCGUGCGCGAAUCCUUUCUACACAUCCCUGAUGCAUAUCUUCCUAUCAAGAUCACUGAUUGGCUUGCAGAUGGUCCCAAGUUUUUGUUCUCUCGCGGCGAUGCAUUUCUAUCUCUUAGGCCCUCGGUAGGUUCACCCGGUUCGCGAGGGCUCGAGCAGUCGAGAUUAUAUAUGCCGUGGCCUGUUGCUUAAGCCGGAGAAGCAAAAGUCAGAGACUUGACUUAAUUACCGGCAUCGGCAUUCCAGAGUCCGUGGCGCACCCAUUCACGCAGUUAGGGCCCACGUCCUAGAUUGUUCCGGUAGCGCUCACAGAAUUGAGCGAGUGUAUCGAGUUGAGAAAUUGUCCUUGUGUGAAUUGCACCAGAUUCCCCCGCUCUGCACCACUCAAAGAAGACAGGGCUGUCUCGGUAGUGCAUCCCCGCUACGGCAUUGACCUGUGUGUGUGUUUUGCCGCGGUCACGGUAAGAGACAAAACCCGACGAAGAGCUCGCAGAAACACGGCUUCAAACGUCAGCGUGGACUAAGGCGGAUCCCGGCCAACGACCAUCAGCGUCCCACGAAUCCUGUUCGUGGUUCACAGCUAUAUUCAGAUCCUCAACUAGGAGAGCCGAUCAAAGAACACUUCGUGUCGCGAUACUCGCUGCGUGUGUUGAGAAAAAAAGGAUGUGUAGGACGCGCAGAGCUUGCGAUGCAUGCAGGAAGCAAAAGUUCAAGUGUGCCAAGCUGAGCAGCAACACACGAUGCCGCAUGUGUGUGGUCUACAAUCGCGAAUGCUCCUACAAUUACCAGAGAAAACCUCGUAAAAAGCGCGGAACAUCUUCCGCUUCCGGCGCAAACCCCAAACCAGCAAGUGCCAAUGACACAGAUUCGGCUGUCGUGCCUGCGGACGCAAAUGCCGGCAGCACACCCACAAACAGUAGCUUGUUUGUCGGUGCAGCUGCUGCCAAGCAAAAUGUGUCGCAAACGCAGUUGUCUCCCCCGAUUAGCAAUUCUGCUUCUACCACCUCAUCUUCCCAACUUCCCACAUUCAACACAUAUUCCGCCACCCAACCAUCGGCUUACGAGUGUUCCAAUGCAUUAUUAUUGACUUCAAGCGACCAGCAGCUGUGCUCGGAUCUUUGCACUCCAUUCGCUUCCGGACCAGCGGCAGCUCCCCUUCCACGACAAGAACCAUCAUUCGUCGUUGUUGAUUUGCCGUCUAAAGAGGCACUUCGAAGCGCUUGCAUCAAAUUUUUCAUUUCUUUCCCUCCCCUCUUUACCAUUAAUCGUACAACUCUGCUGCAGCGCGUUGAGCAUGGAAGUGCUUCUCCUGCGCUACUCUUCUGCAUCCUCGCCGUUACGGUGCCAUUAAUGGAGCCCUUCGGUGUGGACAGCAAGUUUUUAGAUCAUCGUCUGUACGGUCAGCAGGCAAGCCGAAUGUUGGUGCAGGCAUCUCGCAAUCCAAACCUUGAAUUCUUACAGGCGACGCUGAUUAUGUGCAAGUAUGAAUGGAACAUUGCCGAAUACCAGAAAGCAUGGCACCGUCUGGGCCUCGCCAUUGACACCAUGUAUGCCUUGCGCCUGCAUCUCGAGGUGCCAGCAAACAUGCCUGUUGUCGAGCAGGAGUCGAUGCGGAGGACAGUGUGGUGCUGUUUCAUUCUUGACCGUAUCUUUUCCACCGGACGAAACCGGCCGUUCCGGGUUCAUCUGAACAAAAUUCGCAUCAGCUUACCGGCAAGCGUCACCAAUUUACUACCGCCAAGUGUGGUCGAUCCGCUACAAGCUAGCUUGUACAAUUCGAACAAGACUAUUUUGGCAGCGACGACCGAACUGCUUGCUCUGUGGAGUGACAUAAACGCAUGGGUAUACAAUAAGUACAAAGACUCUGACUUCAAGCCGCCAUGGGAUCCAACGUCCACAUAUGCGACGUUGCUGCAAAAGCUGCAUCAAUGGCACCAAGCAUUGCCGCCGCUGCUGCGCUAUACCGCUGGGAAUGUGCGAAUAUGCUUAUCACACUUCAGUGAUGUUGCAUAUCCAUUUAUGCACAUACUUUUCUUUGCGUGCAAGAUCUAUCUCAUGCGAGAGUAUGUGCCAGUGAAUGCGAUGGAGACACCUCGCUAUGUAGGGCCGCCGCACAAUUUGCAUCCAUUUGGUGCUGCUCCAAGUGGGUAUUGGUACCGGACAACAGAGGAGAUGUUUCUAAGUGCACAUGCAAUUCUGUACCUGUUGGAGCAGUCGCUACAUUAUAACAAGGCCCCUCCUGACCCGUUUAUCACGUUUUGCGUGUUUAUGGGAAUCGCAGCCAACAUCCACCUAGCAACUUUCCCUCAUUUGUGCCCGUCCAUAUCGUUGUCCCCGCCCGAACGCCUGUCGCUCGCUAUUGCACAUCUGAGGAAAAUGUCGGGCGUGUGGAACUCCGUGCGCGACUUUUACGAGAUGUUGCUCUUAUUUGCCGAAUUGUGUGCACGCUACCGAAGCGAACUUGCCAAGCGCAAGCUGGCACUCGCCGAGAGUUAUGGCCUGAAGGACGCAGAGAUGGAUCCUGCACUCGGAAUGGAGCCAAGCAACUUUCACUACAUUCUGCUCUUUGACUCUUCGUCUUCGAGUUACGUAGGAAAUGAACUGUUUGACAAUCUUCCUAGUUCCGAAUCAAUUCUCGAACGCGAGGAAGAAAUCAUCAACAAGCUUUUCGAGUUUGGCUACUUGCACAAUGUUACUUCCAAAUCAACCGAUCUGAAGCAUGAAGGUUAGUGCGAGCGGUUUCUGCGUCCCAGUGAAUGGAGCGCCUACUUGCUCGCAUGCUUGAUUCAUUCAACUUCCCGCACGUGUUCUCUCUACUGAUGCAGGAUCAUACCCUUUUAUUGAAAAAAAGGACAAAUACUUGCGCCUUCCGAAAUUUGUUACAAAUCUCUAUGUUAGUCGGCAGCAGCCUGCUGGGCUCUGCUUCCGAUAUUCAAAAUCAAAGUUUACGAUAUUAUCUCGUCAUCGCCGGUCCGCGUCCCGAGACUGCAUUCGUCUUGUGCUGUUUAAUUUUCACAUACCUUAAUGUUUUCUUCUUUUCCUCAUCCAGCUGUCCAUAUUUACCGGUUAUUUCCAUCAAUCACUGCUUCCACAAAUUAACAAUGCUCGGAUUGCGCGUGCAUCCUUCCAUGGAUGCUUGAUCACCCGACAGAAGCUUAAUUCUUUUUUUGCUACGG
Schizosaccharomyces japonicus yFS275 is the source of this 4084-nucleotide messenger RNA. RefSeq lists its product as hypothetical. Gene Ontology annotation, molecular function: DNA-binding transcription factor activity, RNA polymerase II-specific; DNA binding; zinc ion binding. Lineage: Eukaryota; Fungi; Ascomycota; Schizosaccharomycetes; Schizosaccharomycetales; Schizosaccharomycetaceae. Gene Ontology annotation, cellular component: nucleus. The transcript has 3 exons. The record is from RefSeq and is a predicted model, not a curated record. Bases 1572 to 3638 code for a protein of 688 amino acids. Gene Ontology annotation, biological process: regulation of DNA-templated transcription; DNA-templated transcription; regulation of transcription by RNA polymerase II.